AUGACCUUAAGUGUAGCAACUAUACGAAUAUCUAAAAGGACCAUUCUCCCAAUCAGAAUAUUCAUUAAUAGGAAACGUCUACUAGGAAACAAAUCUAGCGAUCCUAACAAUAACGAUGAGAAGACAUCGUUCCAAGCUCCAUUACUAUCAAACAACUCUAUCAUAUGUCUUCGAUCACCAAUAACAAGAAUAUACCUAUCAAAUCAAGAUAUGGAACGAUUAUGUUUAGAAAUCAAAGAUACGAUUAUCUUAAUCCUUUAUGAGUUGACGUCACCCAAGUUAUUGAAAAAUGUCCUGAAUAAAUUAAGAAUAGGAUCAAGUAUGGAUUUCCAAAAGGAUGUGAUACCAAAUAUUAUUGAUGCAUCCUCUUCAGAUGGUAACAAGUUUUUAAACGUCCCUGUUGUGACCAUUACAAGGAUCUCAAAGACAAAGUAUAAAUUGCAUUUUAAACAAAAUUGGGAGUUAGAUAUAUUCAUUAAGAGUUUUAAAUUGUUGACCAAAAUUAGGCAUUAUCUUUUAUUUACAGAUGAAACUAUUGGUGUUGCUCAAUCUUUGGGUUUGGUACCUAAAAGGAAAAUAUUGCUAAUGGAGCAGAAAUCUUCAAAAAUAGCUACAGACGAUACUGAGUCCAACGAGGAUAAUACAACUCCAUACAUCUUGCAAGAAAACGAAGAAAAUGGUGGUCAAGAAGAGGAAGAAAGUAAACCGAUAAUAACAUUCAAGUAUAACCCGAUAAUAACAUUGAAUGAAUGCAUAUCUGUCCAUGUGCUUCAGAGACCAAGAAGACAUAAGACUUGA
Messenger RNA from Naumovozyma dairenensis CBS 421, 798 nucleotides. It is a transcript of the gene SAW1, whose product is annotated as DNA-binding protein SAW1. Bases 1 to 798 code for a protein of 265 amino acids. The record is from RefSeq and is a predicted model, not a curated record. Gene Ontology annotation, biological process: double-strand break repair via single-strand annealing, removal of nonhomologous ends. NCBI's taxonomy places the organism in Eukaryota, Fungi, Ascomycota, Saccharomycetes, Saccharomycetales, Saccharomycetaceae. Gene Ontology annotation, molecular function: flap-structured DNA binding. The transcript has a single exon.